GUUUCGAUCGCACACGCGAGAGAACGUUCAGUAAGUGGUCAUCUGUCAAUAAACUAACAUCUAAACCGCGACUGACAGCAUGGCAAGCCGCAGUCUGCUGUCACUGCUCAUCUUUGUUGUCAUACAUGUGGCGUACCCGUUUCAUCACAACCCGCCUCAGUGCGGUAUACCGCAAAUCGGUGGCAAUGAGUUAAUUCUAAAUGGACAGGAAACAAGUCCGGGUGAUUGGCCGUGGCAUGUGGCCAUUUAUCAUAGGAAAGGCCGUUCGACGGAAUUUGUCUGCGGCGCUAGCAUUAUCAAUGACCGGUUCGUUCUGACAGCCGCCCAUUGCGUCAUAAACGCGAUUAACGGGUUCGUGCUGGCGCCAAGCCGAUUCGUUGUGCGGAUGGGGAUUCACGAUCUGAAUAUUGUUAAUCCCCGGUCUGUGCAGCAGCACGAAGUGGAGAAAAUACACACGUUCGAAAACUUCACCAAAUUCGUUGAUGAUAUCGCGCUUAUUCAGUUGAGUACUAUCAUUCGAUUCAACGAUUAUGUGCAACCGGUUUGUGUGAAUCUGGAACCGAACAUCACUGGGGAGUAUGGAACGGUAGUCGGAUGGGGAUUGACCGAGAACGAUGAAACGGCAGCCAUCUUGAGGAAGGUUGACCUGCCGGUGAUUGAUCACAUAGUCUGUCUCAAGAGCGACCGUACGUUUUUCGGGAGAACACUCGACGAUAGAUUGUUUUGCGCUGGUUUUACUAAUGGAACGGGCGUUUGCAAUGGCGAUAGCGGUGGAGGAAUGUUCUUCAAGAGGGCUAAUAGCUGGUUUUUGGGAGGUAUCGUAGCGUUUUCGCAGACACGAUCCGGCGGGACCGGGUUUUGCCACACGCAGGGGUAUGGAGCUUUCACGAAGGUAGAGAAGUAUUUGUUAUGGAUUAGUGGGAUUACACAGAUGAAGUUUGUGCGAGAUAGUGACGUUCGCACUUGCAAAGCGGUUGAACCCAUUCUAGGAAGCAUAUAUCCCAAUUAUUUACCCCGACACUGCGGUGUCUAUAUUCCAGAUCGCAUCGCAGGUGGACAGUCGGCACGAGUAUUCGAAUUUCCCUGGAUGGCCAUAAUAUUACACCGAAACAUGGAGUUCCUUUGUCUCGGUACACUAAUCCACAUUCGCUACAUUCUUACAGUUGCGAGCUGCAUAAGAAACCCUUUGCCAAAUAAAGUUCGUCUGGGAGAACACACCAUCGGCCAGGAGAAGGACUGCAAUGACGGCCAGGAGGAUUGUGCGCCACCGGUACGUGAUUACAGCAUCGAGUGCAUCAUUACUCAUCCACGUUUUACCUUUCCGAAAAGGCAUCAUGAUGUGGCGCUUAUCCGCCUCGGCGAAAAUGUCAUUCUGGAAGAUCACAUUCAACCGAUAUGUCUGCCACAUUCGACUGCUUUACGCGAUUUCCAGCCCUCGAGGUACAUUGUUACCGGAUGGGGUCGAACGGAUCUCAUAGGAAAACUUUCACCAGUGCUGCAGAAGGGAGCGGUCCUGCCUGGUAAUCGAUUCGAAUGCCAGGAAUGGUUGAGAGGGUUGCGCGGGGAGCCCCAGCUCACGGAGGGCCAACUGUGCCUGGGUGGCGGUAAUGACUCUGUUGAUACUUGCGCCGGUGACAGUGGAGGACCACUGGGUUACGGUGCCAAACUUCAUGGAGUACGAUUCGUACAAUUUGGAAUUGUUUCACUAGGCACUACUUGUGGAUAUGCACCCACUAUUUUCACCAACGUUGCUUAUUAUAUGGAAUGGAUACUGGCAAACAUGCAUCUUUAAGCUAAAAGAAGAUUAUGAAUUCGGUUUCAAAACACGCUUGACAUCAAUAAACGUUACUCCAUACCUA
Messenger RNA from Wyeomyia smithii (pitcher-plant mosquito), 1859 nucleotides. RefSeq names its product transmembrane protease serine 9-like. NCBI's taxonomy places the organism in Eukaryota, Metazoa, Arthropoda, Insecta, Diptera, Culicidae. Gene Ontology annotation, molecular function: serine-type endopeptidase activity. The transcript is spliced from 4 exons. Gene Ontology annotation, biological process: proteolysis. The record is from RefSeq and is a predicted model, not a curated record. Bases 80 to 1792 code for a protein of 570 amino acids.